Funneliformis mosseae is the source of this 1446-nucleotide messenger RNA. The record is from the annotation of a GenBank genome assembly. NCBI's taxonomy places the organism in Eukaryota, Fungi, Glomeromycota, Glomeromycetes, Glomerales, Glomeraceae.
AUGGCACAUAAACUUUCCGCUGUUUGUUUAAAUGAAAUCUUUGAACAUUUAGAAGAUGAUAUCGUCACUUUGCAUUCAAUCUUAUUGACCAAUCAUCAUUUUUGUGGAAUUGUAGUCAGAAUCUUAUGGAGAGAUAUUUGGAGAUUUUAUAAUCGUUAUGGGAUGAACUACAUACGAAAUUCAUUAUCGAUCCUAAGUACCUUGAUCGCUUGUCUCCCUACUGUAUCGAGAUGCUUUUUACAGAUAAAUGGAGUAAAUCUUCCGGCGCCCACGCCAUUCUUUAAUUAUAUCCCAUUUAUUAAGGUCCUUUCCUUAUUCAGGAUUGAUCAACUUAUUGAAGAUGUCGUGGUAAAUCAACGAAUUAAUACAUUACAAAGCUUAGAUUAUAGCAAACAUUUGAUAGCUCAGGAAUUACUAAAGUCUUUUAUGAAAGAUAUCCCAUCUCUAAAGUCUUUGGAUAUUUGUUGCGAUUUUUCGACAAGAAUAGUUCAAAAUAUACCCUUUUCAAAUUUUCCAGGGGCAACAAGCUGUUUAGCAGAUUUGUCAAAUUUGAAAUGUAGUUCAAAUUCAUUAAUACCUCAAACCUUUCAGAAUAUCCAAUCAUUAAAUAUAAAGUUCAUCGAAAAGGUUUCAAAUAGGUUGAUUCAAUUAAUUAAUUCACAGCAUCAAUUAAAUCAUUUAGAAUUAAAUGCGUACCUGAUUAAUGUGGAUUGGUUUAAUAUCAUACCAGCAUUAACAAAGCAUGAUAACACGUUGACCAAAUUAUGUAUUCAUAGUAAUAACGAUGUACCAUUAUCAUUUGUUUCAUCUUUCAUAAAUUUACAAGAACUGAUCAUUUCCAUUCGAGUUCCAUUUGAUGGAUUCAAUGGAUUGAAGUAUGCUAGCUUUACAAAGUUACGAAUCUUCAAAAUUCCUCAUGAAGUUCCAAAACCUGAAAUGUUAAUGAAAUUUUUGGAAAAUAAUGGAAUGAACUUUGAAGAAUUCAGUACAAGCGUAAUUUAUUCUGACAAAUCAUUAAAUAAAUCAUUAGUUCGAUUCUGUCCGAACCUUAAGAAACUUUCCAUAAAUUUUGGAAAUGAUGAAUUAGACACGUUGAAAUCUAUAUUUGAACAUUGUCAAGGUUUGGAAGGUAUUAAGAUUUGGUGUCAAGAUGACCAUAAUCAUUUAAAUGGAAGAAAUUUAUUGGAAAUUGUUGUAAAUCACGCACCCAAAAAUUUUUACGAGCUAAAGAUAUACAUGAACAUAACACUACUUCCAAGUGAAUUGGAAACAUCCCUUAUAAGUUGGAAGAAUCGGACACCACAAAAAUCAUUAUCUUUGGUUGUUAUUUUUGAUGAAUUUAGUUUAGUAUUUAAAGAAGAGAUCUUACAUAUGAUUGAAAAAUAUAAGGAGUUGGGUACUAUUAGGAAAUUUGAAAUUAAAAGAAUCGAUAAUGAGUUAGAGUAA